UGUCCCGGUCCCUCUCCUCCUGUCCCGGCCGGGCAUGGCGGACGAGGGUGCCGUCACGGUGUGCGUGCGUGUGCGGCCGCUCAUCGCCAGAGAAAAUGCCUCAGGAGAUAAAGUGUCCCUGCACUGGAGAAGUGAGAAUAAUACUGUUUCCGACGUGAGUGGUACCAAAGUAUUUAGUUACGAUCGUGUCUUUCACUCAAGUGACAACACUCAGCAGUUGUAUGAUGGUGUGGCUGUUCCAAUUAUACAGUCAGCUGUACGAGGCUAUAAUGGCACAAUUUUUGCUUAUGGACAGACUGCUUCAGGGAAGACUUACACAAUGAUGGGGAAUGAAGAUUCCGUGGGCAUUAUCCCUAAGGCAAUUCAACAUGUGUUCAAAAUUAUUUGUGAGAUUCCAGAUAGAGAAUUCCUGCUAAGGGUUUCUUACAUGGAAAUCUACAAUGAAACAAUUACCGAUUUGCUUUGUGAUAAUAGGAAAAAGAAGCCUCUGGGAAUUCGUGAGGAUGUUAAUAGGAAUACAUAUGUAGAAGAUCUGAUUGAAGAAGUGGUAGUUGCCCCAGAACAAGUUAUGGAAUGGAUCAGAAAAGGAGAAAGAAAUCGCCAUUAUGGAGAAACAAAGAUGAAUGAACACAGCAGCCGUUCUCACACUAUCUUCAGAAUGAUCAUUGAAAGCAGAGAACGAAGUGACCCUGCAAAUGCAAACUGUGAUGGAGCAGUCAUGGUUUCCCACUUGAACUUGGUAGAUCUGGCAGGCAGUGAAAGAGCUAGUCAAACAGGAUCUGAAGGUGUUCGACUGAAAGAAGGAUGCAAUAUAAAUCGGAGCUUGUUCAUUCUGGGUCAAGUUAUCAAAAAACUUUGUGAUGACCCUUCUGGCUUCAUAAAUUACAGAGACAGCAAGCUGACUCGAAUUCUGCAGAACUCCCUUGGAGGAAAUGCUAAAACAGUUAUUAUUUGUACAAUUACUCCUGUUUCUUUUGAUGAGACACUCAGCACUCUUCAGUUUGCCAAUACAGCCAAAGGAAUGAAGAAUACACCAAAAGUCAAUGAAGUUCUUGAUGAUGAUGCUCUCCUGAAGAGAUACCGCAAAGAAAUUCUGGAUUUGAAAAAGCAGCUGGAGGAAGUGUCUUCAAAAACUCAGAUUCAUGCAAUGGAAAAGGACCAACUAGCCCAACUGUUGGAAGAAAAAAAUUCCCUUCAAAAAGUACAGGAAGACAGAAUACGAAACUUAACUGAGAUGCUGGUGACUUCUGCUUCCUUUGCCUCAAAACAGAGUGUUAAAGGCAAGAGAAGAAGAAGAGUUACUUGGGCUCCUGGUAAAAUAAACCAAGCAAACGUGAGCUUUUUUGAAGACUUUGAAAAUGCAAUGCCGACUGAAACAAAAAAAAUGAAAUUGUCUCUGCCAGCAGUACCAGAUGUGGAGGAUUCUGCCUUAGAGAAUUCUGGGUAUGACAGCCAUUGCCUGAUGGUUCCUGAUCAAAUUUCAGAAGCAGAAUGGAUUGCUGGUCCUAACAUGAACUGGACUCAGAAAGACUUUGAAGAAUCUGUGCAGCUCUGUGAAGCAUUAGCACUAGAAAAGGAUAUUGCUGUAAAUGAGGUCAACAUCCUGCAAGCUAACUUUGAUAAUCUAGUGCUGGAAAAUGAGCAGUUGAAAUCAGAAAUAAAUGAACUGAAAGAGAGACUGAAGGAAAAAACAGAAAUAGAUGAAUUUGAAGCACUGGAAAAGCAAACACAAAAAGAUCAUGAGAUUCAACUAAUGCAUGAAAUUACCAACUUAAAGAAUCUAGUUUCAAAUGCUGAAGUGUACAAUGAGGAACUUGAGGCAGAAAUAAAUUCCAAACUGGAGCAGCUGAAAGAGAAAGAGAACAAAAUAAAAACAUUACAGAAGUGUGUGGAAGAACUACAAAAAGCAGGAGUGGCAAAAAAGGAGACAUCUUUUGUACAGGGAGAUUGUGAUAAACUAACUGAAGAAAUUCAGCAGCUGAAUAAAUCCCUCUUAGACAGUGAAGCCAUAGCCUUGGAUGCCAAAAAGGAAUCUGCUUUUCUCAGAAGUGAAAAUUUGGAAUUGAGGGAGAAGAUGAAUGAACUUUUAAAUAACCACAACCAAAUGCAAAAGGAUGUUCAGUUAUAUCAAAGCCAAAUAGAAGCGGGAAAAACCAGUUACCGUAAAAUGCAAGCUGACUUGCAGAGAGAACUGCAAUCUUUAUUUCAAGAAAACACAAGACUAACUUCACUGAUGGAGGGUAAAGUUCCAAAAGAUUUGCUUUCUCAUGUGGAGCUGGAAAAAAAGGCAGCUGACUUAAAAGGAGAACUAGAAAAUGCUUUGAAAGAGAAUGCACUUCUACAGAAACAAGUAAAUGAGCUAUCAGAAUUUCAAUCUCUACCAAAUACUGUUGAGAUGCAAAAGAAAGAGAUUCUUGAAAAAUGUGACGAGUUACGCUUAUUAAAAUUGGAAAAUGAAAAGCUCCUUUCUGAAGUAGCUGACAAUGAAAUGAGACUUAAACAUAUGUCUGAAGAAAUUGAAAAAUCAAAAGACAAUCUCACAGAUGUACAACUGAAAUGUACAAAGUCUGAUGAGGAAUAUGCAGCACUUAAACAGCUCCAUGAAGAAAUAGAACAAAAAUACAUAGCUGCAUCAGAAACCAAUGAACAAAUGAAGCUCCAAAUAGAAUGCCUAUCUAAAGAAGCACAAGAGUCUAAAACAAUUUUGGAUGAUCUGAAAUUAGAGCUCUCUAGCAAAAUGAAAGAACUGGAAGAGAAAGAAGCAGAGCAAAAACAACUUCUUGAGCUAAGAGAAAAUCUUGUUCGGGCUCAGCAGAAGUUAAACGAACUGGAACAAUUAAAAGAGGAAGAAAGGAUUAGUGAAGUGAGAAUUGAGGCAAAAGAUUUAGAGAUGGAGGUAGUCUUGCAGAAGCUUACAGAAUGUCAGGAAGAAAUAAAAACUCUAACCCAGGAAAGAGAUGACCUGAAGCAAAAAGGGGAGUUUCUCCAAGCUGAGACAGAGCAACUCAGAGAGGAUAUAAAGGACACUGUUUCAAUGAACAUCUUGGCACAUGAGGAUCUGAGAAAUACACAAAAUUCUCUGAAGGAAUCCCAGAAAACUGUCAAGAAGUUGGAAAAAAGUAUUUCCGAAAAAGAAUCUCAGAUUCUGAGUGUUGAAGAAGCACUAGGGAAAACCAUUCAAGAACUCCAAAUACAGAUCUCAGAAAUGACAGAAGAAAUGAAAAUCAUCACAUCAGAGAGAGAUCAGCUGGCUGAGGAGAAAUCAGGAAGUAAUAGCUGUAGAGAAAGUGAUCAGCUUCAGGUGCAAAAGGAACAAAUUAUUUUGCUUACACAAGAGAACCAUUCAUUGCAGGAGAAGCUGGACAGUUUACUUGUGAAAAAAGAGGAGUUCGGGGCAGGAAUUUUGAUACCACAGGUUCAAGGACAAUCUAUGGAGCAAGAGUUAUUUCUUCUGAGAGAAGAGCUGAGCCAGGCACAAUGGAAAUUGCAUGAAAUGGAGGAAGCAAAGGCCAGUGAAUACCAAAGGGAAUCUGAAAAAAUGGAGAGAGCAGAUGUUAUUCCAAAACCACAUAUCUCCCAGGAAGCCAGUACCCAAACAGAAAGAGAUGAUGAUGAGGAUUUUAAAAUGCAACUGGAAAAUCUCCAUAAUGAGAGAGACCAGCUAAGAGAAACUCUACAGGAGACAAUCAGCAAGAACUCUGAGAUGCAGGAGGAGUUGAGAUGUACUCGUGAAACUCUUGGACAACAUCAAGAGAAGAUUGUGGAGCUGAAAGGAAGCAUUUCAGAGAAAGAAAACCAGCUCUCAAAGGUGCAAGGGGCAUUGAAGGAAAAAACUGAGGAACUGCAGCAGAAGCUCACUGAAGUCACUGAAAACCUGACUCGUGUCUCAGCUGAGUAUGGCAACCUCCUGGCAGAAAAGCAACAAACUGAAAAGGCAAUGAGUGAGCAAGUGUGUCAGCAGCUUGAGAGAAUCACUUUACUUAACAAGGAGAAGGAUGAGCUUCAGCAAAUGGUAGAGACUUGUAAAGAAAGGGAAGAACACUUGUUACAGGUUCAGAGGCAGUCCGAGAUUUUGAAGGACAGCCUAACAAGCAAGAUCUCAGAAAUGACAGAAGAAAUGAAAAUCAUCACAUCAGAGAGAGAUCAGCUGGCUGAGGAGAAAUCAGGAAGUAAUAGCUGUAGAGAAAGUGAUCAGCUUCAGGUGCAAAAGGAACAAAUUAUUUUGCUUACACAAGAGAACCAUUCAUUGCAGGAGAAGGUGGACAGUUUACUUGUGAAAAAAGAGGAGUUCGGGGCAGGAACUUUGAUACCACAGGUUCAAGGACAAUCUAUGGAGCAAGAGUUAUUUCUUCUGAGAGAAGAGCUGAGCCAGGCACAAUGGAAAUUGCAUGAAAUGGAGGAAGCAAAGGCCAGUGAAUACCAAAGGGAAUCUGAAAAAAUGGAGAGAGCAGAUGUUAUUCCAAAACCACAUAUCUCCCAGGAAGCCAGUACCCAAACAGAAAGAGAUGAUGAUGAGGAUUUUAAAAUGCAACUGGAAAAUCUCCAUAAUGAGAGAGACCAGCUAAGAGAAACUCUACAGGAGACAAUCAGCAAGAACUCUGAGAUGCAGGAGGAGUUGAGAUGUACUCGUGAAACUCUUGGACAACAUCAAGAGAAGAUUGUGGAGCUGAAAGGAAGCAUUUCAGAGAAAGAAAACCAGCUCUCAAAGGUGCAAGGGGCAUUGAAGGAAAAAACUGAGGAACUGCAGCAGAAGCUCACUGAAGUCACUGAAAACCUGACUCGUGUCUCAGCUGAGUAUGGCAACCUCCUGGCAGAAAAGCAACAAACUGAAAAGGCAAUGAGUGAGCAAGUGUGUCAGCAGCUUGAGAGAAUCACUUUACUUAACAAGGAGAAGGAUGAGCUUCAGCAAAUGGUAGAGACUUGUAAAGAAAGGGAAGAACACUUGUUACAGGUUCAGAGGCAGUCCGAGAUUUUGAAGGACAGCCUAACAAGCAAGAUUCAUCAGUUAACUGAGACCCUAAAUAGUGUAUCAUGUGAGAAGGACCAAUUAUUAGCUGAAAGAACUAGUCACUCUUUACAACUUAAAGAACAAAUCUCAUCAGUUAAUCAUGAAAAAGAUGAGCUAGAAAAACUUCUUCAGGUUGUUAAGUCUGAGCGGGACCAGCUCAAGACAGAAUUGCAAAGAAAUUCUGAGAUGUGUGUUGAAACAAAGGCAAAACUGGAAGAUGCUUUAGAACAACUGAAGCAGAGAAACCUGAGCAAUAUGUCCAUUCAGGUAAACCCAGUGGAUAUUGCAAAGCAGGUGGCUGAUGGCAACUUGAAAGAAAAAACCUUGAAAAUUAAGGAGCUUCUUGAGAAAUUCCCAAGUAUGGGGAAGAGAUAUGAAUGUCUCUCUACAGUGUCUCUUAAGCUGAAGAGUGAACUGAACAGUCAGAAAGCACUGAUGGCUGUGAUACUGCCUCAGCUUACACUGGAGCAGAGUAAACAAGUCAAAACACUUCAGACUAAAAAUGAGGAAAUGAACACUCGUCUCCAGAAGUUAUUGACCAAAUUGAAGCUUCUGUUCAGCUCUGUUUGCACAAAGAGAAGAGAGUACCACACUACUGUUCACAAGUAUGAAAUGGAAUUGCUUGAGGAAAAGAGAAGACAAGAUGACCUGCAGUCCCAGAUUCAAUGUCUCAGGAAGAUGAAUUCGUCUCAAGAGUUAAACAGCAGUGGAGGGCUGCAGAGUUUGCACUUGGAUGCAGAGAGCAUUCUCAAAGAUGUAUCAGAAAUGGAAAAUGAACUUCUCUGCAUAGAAGCAGAGUUACAGCAGGAAGAAAGUGCUAGAAAAGAAACAAUACAGUUCUGGGAAGCUUGUUCAGGAACUCACUGGGAUGCAGAGGAACUGAAAGAAGAACUAAAGAAAGAUAAUGAAAGACUCUUGCAAGUCUUUAAAUUCUGGACUCCUAAAGUAAAGAUACUCCUUGAACUUUCUUCAGAGCUAGAUGCCAGAACUGCCAAUUAUAGUAAAAAUGCUGAUGCUGAAUUAAAGCAGAGAAAAGAGAAAAAUGAAGAGUUGCUUCAGGAUCUAAACACUCUAAAAGAAAAACUGGCCCCUGUUGGCUUUGCCAGUCUGGCAUUAGAAGAAGAAAAUUAUAAGCUUCAUAAUAAGUUAAAGGCUGCAGAACAAGAUAAAAAGGCUAUGGAAGUAAAAAUUCAGAAGUUGGAAAAUGUAAUAUAUGAAGUAGGAGACAGUGUCAAAGAGAAAGAUGAUAAGAUAAGCAAGCUACAAGCACAGAUAAGAAUAAGAACAGAGACAAGUGAGCUCACUCAGCUGCAAGCCAAACUGAAUGAGAUGGAUAAUUGCCUCAGGACUGCCUUAACAGAGAAGCAGAGUCUUCAGGCAAAAUUAGAUAAAGGUGCUGAGCUGUACAAAGAAGAAAUUGACCAUCUCAAAACACAAUUGGUAAAAUGUGAUCUGGAAAGAAUGAAACAAUCCAACUCCUUUGAAGUGAAACUUGCUAAUUAUAAAGCCCUUGCAGAACACCGUGAACAACAGUUAACAAAGCUAAAAGAAGAACUGAGAAGAGCACACCAAGAGCAAGAUGUUACUGUGCUGAAAGAAGCAGAUCCUCAGCAAUCCCAAAUACCCCUUACUUGUGGUGGUGGCAGUGGUAUUGUGCAGAGCACACAAAUACUUGUUCUAAAAUCUGAACAAGCCAAGCUACAGAAAGAGAACUUGCAGCUGAAGAAACAAAAUGACCUUCUACUGAGUGAUGAACUUCAGCUGAAAGAGGAACUCAGGAAAUGGAAAGAAAGAGCACUAAAAUGGAGAGAACGAUCCUCAAGAGAAACUACUCGAGACACAAUACCAAAGUCUCCUAAGAAGGCAGUGUCAUAUUUCUUUAAAGAACAAAUGCCUUCACCCUGCAAGGAAACUGUUUCUCAGGAAACAGUAACUCAGGACCUACCAAAGCCUCUGUCUCUGACUUGUCCUACAAAUUUCUUUGAUAAUUCCAACUUGGGUGUGCUAACAGAUACACAACCUGCGGGCACAGAGUCCACAGAAGAACAUCUUAAGCACUUGUUUGGGACUUCAGACAGAGAUAAAGCCCCUGAUUGUAGCACCCAGUAAAGAUGCUUUGUCGUAAGCUGCCUUUACAGUCCCUGCAGCCACAAUCUGCAUACACAAAAGAAAAUUGCUUCAGGUUAAAAACCGUCAGCUUCUUCCAGCUUUGCUGUCUUGGAGUUUCUACUUCCCGCAACUUGGAAAGCUGAAAUAUGAGGACAAAGAUGGAAAAACAGAUGUUGUCCCACAGCCUGCUAAUCUGUUGAUGUUCUGCUUAGGUGUUUUGAUGUGGAUUUUUUUGAUGGCAAAGAGACGCUAAUGUAUUUGAAGAAAAAAAAUGGAAAAAAGGACUGGAUCACAAACUAAUCUACUGUGAAACUUCUCAGUUUCAAGCUUUUCAUUCUGUCAUUCCUAAAACAGCCCUUUUCUAGGGUGUUGAUAUUUAUAUCUUCAGAGUGCUGUUGACUUGGCAAGAAAUAUUCUUUUUGUUUCUUAGCAUGUGGUUUUUAUACCGUAUUUUCUUUAGGCCAACAGAAACUGCAUUUUCACCACAAUCUUGACUUCUUUGGACACUGCAACCGAAGUUACUGAUCUUCUGUUUGUAGAGCACACAAUCAAGGGUUCCUCUUAAACUCCUUAAAAGUUUCUGCAGCUCAGCCAAUUAUGGUACCGUGAGUAACUCUGAAUUUUGCAUCCUUUUUCAAUAUACCUGUCUGAAGUUGUGUAUUGGAUUUUUUUUAAAUAGUAAGCAAUGGACUUCACAUUCUUCUGCUGCUCCCUUCUAGUGAAGGGAAAACAAACUAGAUCACUGGGGCAAGAUGGACUCUCUUAAUAACCUACUUAUCUGUAUUGUGAGACCUACAUUUUGUAUGUUUUAUAUAAGAAAUUUUAACUUCACAAUAAAAUUUAAUGUGUUAAAUAUGUAAAAAUGGUUUUGCUGUUCACUUGUGCUAUGAUCCAAGGAUGCUGACUGCAACAUUCAGUGCCUAAAUGCUACCAAAUUACUAUCUUUUAUACUGAUUUCAUCACUUCCAUCAUUAUUAUUCUUCUUGUCUCAAUCCUUUAUAACCUUCUGCAGCAAUUACUUGUGCAGAAGUUUACUGUUGUCAGAGUUUUAUUUAAUUCUUUGAGUUUAUCAGAAAAUGGUUGAAGUCUAAAACAUAGAUCCUCUCCUCUGUGCCCUCCACUGCCAACUAAACAGGAGUUGGGCACUCAGAAUCUGCAAUCAACUCCAUUAAGGAUGAAAUCAUCAUGAGAUGAGAAAGUAAUACCUAAGGAAGAUAGCUGCAUCAAAAGCAUCAUCCUUAUUUUAUAUUAAUAAAUCUCUGCGAUGCGAGGUCCUGUUUGGGUCACCCAAACACAAGCAAAUGGGUACAAGUACUGACAUGUUCCUGAGCAUUCAGCAGUUACUGGAACUGGGGGAGUCACACAAGGAUUAGAUACCUCAUGGAUGUACUUCUUAAGCAAAGAACCAACCUCCUAUUUACUUUGAAUGGUUGAAAACUGCCAACUACUGUACCUACUAAGAAGGUGCAAGGAUUUAUCUCAAUCUCUGGCCUGGAAUGUGUUUUGGGAAGCUUUUAAAGGUGUGAUGAGCCAAAAAUAUACAAGUUAUAAAUACCAUUACAGAGUUGAUUGCUGCAAUGUCUUCUU
This is a messenger RNA of Vidua macroura (Pin-tailed whydah), 8704 nucleotides long. It is a transcript of the gene CENPE, whose product is annotated as centromere protein E. NCBI's taxonomy places the organism in Eukaryota, Metazoa, Chordata, Aves, Passeriformes, Viduidae. Gene Ontology annotation, biological process: mitotic cell cycle; microtubule-based movement. The record is from RefSeq and is a predicted model, not a curated record. Gene Ontology annotation, molecular function: plus-end-directed microtubule motor activity; microtubule binding; ATP binding. The coding region runs from base 35 to 7117 and encodes 2360 amino acids. Gene Ontology annotation, cellular component: microtubule. The transcript has 45 exons.